AUUUAUUUACAUGUUUCUUAGACCGAAGUACCGCGUAAGUUAUGUGUACUCUUAUUACUGUGUUCAACUUCCUACCGAAAUUGGACGGAAAGGGCUGAAAGAAUUCCGUUGGAAUUCGGUAUGCAAGCGUAUUUUCACAAUAUUUCUACCUAUUUGCAUUCAGCGGUGUUAUUUAGAUAUUAUCCAAACGUAUGUUAGUGAAUGUUAGUGAUAUGAAAAUAAUAACAACUAUUAAUCAAUAGUUCAUUGGCAUUGUUCUCGAUUUUUUAAGACACACGUGACAUAUUCAAUUAUUCAUCCUUGAAUUAAAUUUUGCGCUUCAUCAUUUCCUAAACAGUUAUAGCUGAACCCAUAGCAGCUUGAUUCAUUUUAAAGAGAAAACACAGAAAGGCAAUGGAGAAUAUUAUUGUUAUGAUAUGGGUUUUCUUAAUGUUGCAAAUUGGGCUUAAUAGAGGUCUAGACAAGUUUCAGUUCCAAAUGGAUGAUACGUUGCAAGGAUUUAAAUGUUUGGAUGAAAGAAAAACAUUUGAGAUGGUAAGCGGUAAAUCAGCAUGUGCACUCAGAUGUUUGAUGGACCUUGUUUGUUCUAGUAUAAUAUACUAUCCUGAUACGGGCAAUUGUACGGGCUGUACUUCCUUCACCGGAGAAACUGAUCCUUCACAAAGCAACUCGGUAUUCUACAAAAAACGUGGAUCUCAAUACAUCGGUUGCUACAACCACGAUCCCAGGUUUCUGGCUGAUAUGCACAAUUCCUCAAGUCAAUCAACAGAAUACUGUCUUACCCUUUGUCGAAACAAGGGAUUACCCUUUUCAAUGACUGAAUAUGGCUACGCAUGCUGGUGCGGUGCAGAUAUAAAUUUCGCCAUCGCUGAGAAGAUACCAGAGUCGAGAUGCAACACGGAUUGUGAAGGUAAUACGAGCCAGAAAUGUGGAGGCUUCUACGCUGGUUCUCUAUACAGGACUGGAGUUUAGGAAGGUAGAGAUAGUUGUUAAAGAAGAAAGAAUUUACAUCAUGAACAUCAUGAACAUCUUUGUGCCUUUUCUCAUGUGAAUUUCAACACUUCUAUUGAAACAAAAUAAAUAGAGAAGUAACGAAAACAGCAAUCAGAAUAUACCGGGGUAUACUUAAAAAGCCAGAAUCAUUCCAAACUAUCAAAAUUUUCUUGCAGACUUUCAUGUAUGGUAUCAUUUACUAAACACGGGCAUCUUUUUACAGGUUAUUAUCAUGGUUUGUUUUGAAAGAAUACUUAAAUAAGAUAGAUGUGUUUAAAUUUCGAAUUGCAAUAACAAGAUUCCGAUUGUCAGCAAGCAGAU
Messenger RNA from Ruditapes philippinarum (Manila clam), 1314 nucleotides. RefSeq lists its product as uncharacterized. The record is from RefSeq and is a predicted model, not a curated record. NCBI's taxonomy places the organism in Eukaryota, Metazoa, Mollusca, Bivalvia, Venerida, Veneridae. Bases 394 to 972 code for a protein of 192 amino acids. The transcript has 4 exons.